Messenger RNA from Tilletiopsis washingtonensis, 1656 nucleotides. RefSeq lists its product as hypothetical. Lineage: Eukaryota; Fungi; Basidiomycota; Exobasidiomycetes; Entylomatales. The transcript has 4 exons. The record is from RefSeq and is a predicted model, not a curated record. The coding region runs from base 164 to 1270 and encodes 368 amino acids.
CACCGCGCAUCUCGCAAGCUCGCUCUGCAUCUGCAACUCGUCGUGCAGCACGUCCUACCUCGGCGCCGUCUCUCCUCCUCCGCCGUCGACUUCUUCUUCACCCCUCUCAUUCGCCGCUGCUUCCACGCGCGCGUCCCCGUCGAUCAGCACUUCUGCGCCUGCCAUGUCCGUUCUGGGGGCACCCCCCACGCACUCGGCCGGGCCGAAGAAGAACAGGCUGCAUCAGGUUCCUCCUCGGCGAGGGCGUGCGGCACAGCAAAUGCCCCAGGAGCCGCCGCCGCCGCUGCAGCCGCCAGCGCCGCAGCAGCAGCAGCAUCGCCCGAUGCCGCCGUUUCAUCCGCUGCCGCUGCGUCCGGCGGUUCAGCAAAGGGAUGAGCAGCAGCAGCAGCAGCAGCAGCAGCAGUUGCGCGUGCCAGCUGGUCGUGCGGCGGGCGGUGAGCUCGCCAACGCACUGCAGCAGCCGGAAGUGCCCGCCGCAAAGAAGCAGGCUCGUGCCGCACCUGACGCGCCGCUCGCUCAAGGCUCGGGAGCAGCGACGGGAGUGGCUCAAGCGGCCAACCCCGAGGAUCAGCGCAGUGCUGAGGUCAAGAAGGCCGAGAGGAAGAGACGCAAGGCCGAGGACCGUGCAGUCAAGCACCGCACCACCGAGCUAGAAGCGAUCGAGGCGCGUGCUGCCGAGCUCCGGGCGGCGAACGAGCGUGCUGCUGAGCUGCGUGCGGCAGAGGAGCAGGCGGAUGCAGCAGAGCAGCGUGCUGCCGAGCGGAAGGACAAGGCCGAGGCCAAGGCUCUGGCCGCCGCUGAGAAGGAACGCGCCGCCAAGAAGCUUGCCGCGACUGCUGCGAGGAAGGCGCGCGCAUCCGACGGUGCCCAGGAUGCCGGUGCUGGACCAUCUGCGGCUGCUGCUGGCGCUCUUGCUGCUUCCGCUCCGGCCCCUGCCCCUGCUCCGGCUCGAGCUCCUACGCCUGCUCCGGCUCGCGCACCUGCGCCUGCUCGAGGUCGAGCUCCUACACCUGCGCCUGCUCGCGCUCCUGCACCUGCACCUGCUCAUGCUCCUGCUCCCGGCCCUGCUCCAGGCGCAUCUGCUGGCGCUCCGGCUGUCGUGCAUCGCCAGGGCUCUCCCGACAAGGGGGAAGGAUCAUCGGGCAACGUCAAGCGAGAGCGCUCGACAAGCGUGGAGUAUAGCCUCGACGUCUCGAAGAAGAAGAAGCGCUCUAAGGCUCGCCAGGCGGCCGCCGCCGCUGAUGCUGACGUGAAACCGGAACUCGAGUGAUGCUGCCACUCUUGCACAGGGCCCACGUAUCUCACGUCGCAAGCUUUUCUUCAUCUCUUCGCGUCCCUUCGCACCUGCGUCAGUCGGGCCGACCAGGGCACUGAGCACCUCAGCAUGCUCGCUGACGCUGAGGUCGAGCUGGUGCAGUAGCCGGCACGCCGACAGAUCGGCCCCUACACUCUUUACUCGUCACGCCACCCUCAGCUCUGGCGAUCUCUAGUCUUCGCUCCACAUCCCAUCUGCGCCGCUGCACGCUAUGCCCUCAUGUCCUAUGCACCUUCCCUCUCGCUACGCCAAUCCACCACGAGCCACCACCCGCCGCACGCUUUUUCCGAGCCACCAUGAUCAUGACCACCCUCUCAAUGUGAUCUGAAGCUUCCCUGCUC